Monopterus albus (swamp eel) is the source of this 1134-nucleotide messenger RNA. RefSeq names its product SET nuclear proto-oncogene a (gene seta). The transcript is spliced from 8 exons. The record is from RefSeq and is a predicted model, not a curated record. Gene Ontology annotation, biological process: nucleosome assembly. NCBI's taxonomy places the organism in Eukaryota, Metazoa, Chordata, Actinopteri, Synbranchiformes, Synbranchidae. Gene Ontology annotation, cellular component: nucleus. The coding region runs from base 236 to 1054 and encodes 272 amino acids.
AGCUCGUCUGUGCUUCAUUCGGCUCGGCGCGUUCGUAAUGAAAGGAGCGCGUGAGCGGCGCUUGCUGUGACUUCCUCGCUCUUCGGCAGCUACAUUGUGUGGAAAGCAGCACGUUGUUGGUUUCUGCACGGUGAACUUUACGCCGAAUUAACGUUCUCCUGUUUAGGGAGAAACCUGAUUUAAAGCUACCAGAUAUUCUCUCAGACGUCUGUAAGUUACCCCAGCUUACGAAAACAUGUCGGCCUCGGCGGUAAAAGUGAGUAAAAAGGAGCUGAACUCAAAUCAUGACGGAGCGGACGAAACCUCCGAGAAAGAGCAACAAGAAGCUAUUGAACACAUUGAUGAGGUUCAAAAUGAAAUUGACAGGUUGAAUGAGCAGGCCAGUGAGGAGAUCCUCAAAGUAGAACAGAAAUACAACAAACUCCGUCAGCCAUUCUUUCAGAAGAGGUCAGAACUGAUCGCCAAAAUCCCCAACUUCUGGGUCACCACGUUUGUCAACCAUCCACAAGUAUCUGCCCUUCUUGGGGAGGAGGAUGAAGAAGCGCUUCAUUACCUGAGCCGAGUGGAGGUGACAGAGUUUGAAGACAUCAAGUCAGGCUACAGAAUAGAUUUUUAUUUCGAUGAAAAUCCGUACUUCGAAAACAAAGUACUUUCCAAAGAGUUCCAUCUGAAUGAGAGUGGAGACCCAUCUUCAAAGUCAACAGAAAUUAAAUGGAAGUCAGGAAAGGACCUGACCAAGCGCUCCAGCCAGACACAGAACAAAGCAGGACGGAAGAGGCAACAUGAAGAGCCAGAGAGCUUCUUCACUUGGUUCACUGAUCAUGCUGAUGCGGGUGCUGAUGAGCUUGGGGAGGUCAUCAAGGAUGACAUCUGGCCAAACCCUCUGCAGUACUACCUGGUUCCUGACAUGGAUGAUGAAGAAGGUGAAGGUGAGGAUGAUGAAGAGGACGAGGAGGGUCUGGAGGACAUCGAUGAGGAGGGAGAUGAAGAUGGAGAGGAGGAUGAAGAGGAUGAGGGAGAAGAUGGAGAGGAUGACGAGGGAGAAGAUGACUAAGAAAUGACAUCCACCCAGAUCCUCAACCUUCUAUUCCUUGUCUGGUUUUCCACUCAUAUUCGGGAGCAAAGGUUUUAUUA